Messenger RNA from Equus caballus (horse), 1696 nucleotides. NCBI's taxonomy places the organism in Eukaryota, Metazoa, Chordata, Mammalia, Perissodactyla, Equidae. The record is from RefSeq and is a predicted model, not a curated record.
UCAACAUUUCCCUCCCAUUGUUUUUACAGAAUAACAAAGUGACUUUGGGGAGGGAGAUGAAUGACAAGUUCGACAGUAGCAGCUAGGUUUAAGGGAUCUUAGUACUAAAAUUCUUCUGGAAUUUCAGUGGACUUGAGAUACCUUCUUUUCUAGUCCAUGUUCUGUGAGAUAACAGAAAAAUCCUGGGCCGCCUGAGAUGGUAACACUCGCUGGAUACUCAAAGUUCAUUCUCCUGACCUGCAGCAGUAGCAUCGCCUAGGCCUGUUAGAAAUACCGAUUCCCAGGCCCCCUGCAGACCCACUGAACCCGGCACUCCAGGCUGGGGCCUAGCAGCAUGUUUUCACACGCCUGUGUGCUUCUGAUGUGCACAAAUUCCAGAAGCGCCACAUUCGCCUCCUCUCUGGGCUCCUGCAUUCCUCAAGGGAAGCACAAAGAUUCAAUCCAGAUGGAGAUAAUUUCACCCAGGAUCCUUUAUCAUUCACAUGUCUCCUUCAGACAUGUUCUAAAGAGGGACAGAUGGGCCUUAAUGAAAACGAAGGAAAAGACAGGAAGUUUCUCCAGCAUUAUUAGCAUCAUCAUUAUUCUGGCUGCAGCAAUUGCGCUCAUCAUUGGUUUUGGUAUUUCAGGCAAACACUUUAUCACAGUCACUACCCUCACCUCAGCUGGGAACAUUGGAGAGGAUGGAAUCCUGAGCUGCACUUUUGAACCAGACAUCAAACUUUCUGAUAUUGUGAUACAGUGGCUGAAGGAAGGUGCUAUGGGCUUGGUCCAUGAGUUCAAAGAAGGCAAAGAUGACCUGUCAGACCAAGAUGAAAUGUUCAGAGGCCGGACAGCAGUGUUUGCUGACCAGGUGAUUGUCGGCAAUGCCUCUUUGAGGCUAAAAAACGUGCAACUCACAGAUGCUGGCACCUACAAAUGCUACAUCAUCACUUCUAAAGGCAAGGGGAAUGCUAACCUUGAGUAUAAAACUGGAGCCUUCAGCAUCCCAGAAGUGAAUGUGGAAUAUAAUGCCAGCUCAGAGAGCUUACGAUGUGAGGCUCCCCGAUGGUUCCCCCAGCCUACAGUCGUCUGGGCGUCCCAGGUUGACCAGGGAGCCAACUUCUCAAAAGUCUCCAACACCAGCUUUGAGCUGAACUCUGAGAAUGUGACCAUGAAGGUUGUGUCUGUACUCUACAAUGUCACAAUCAACAACACAUACUCCUGUAUGAUUGAGAACAACAUUGCCAAAGCCACGGGGGAUAUCAAAGUGACAGACUCUGAGAUUAAAAGGCGGAGUCACCUACAGCUGCUGACCUCAAAGGCCUCCCUGGGUGUCUCUUCCUUCUUUGCCAUCACCUGGGCACUCCUGCCUCUCUCCCCUCACCUGAUGCUAAAAUAAUAAGCCUUGGCCAUACAGAAACAUGCAAAGUCACCGGUACAACAGAAUCCCAGGGAUCUAAAGAACUAUUUCACCACAAGAUAUGACCUAGUUUUAUAUUUCUGGGGGGGAAUGAAUUCAUGUCUAGAAGUCUUGAGUGAACAAGUAAGAUCAAGAAGCAAAAAGAAGCCAAAAGCAACCCACAGAAGACUCCAAUAUGAGCAAGAUAAAUACACCUUCAAAGACAUAUAUUAAAAGUUGAGAAAAGAAUUCAUCUGAACCAGAGAAGUGUGUUGAGACUGCUAAGUAAAAGGCAUGUGGAGACACGUGCACCCCCAU